Hydractinia symbiolongicarpus is the source of this 7079-nucleotide messenger RNA. RefSeq lists its product as uncharacterized. Lineage: Eukaryota; Metazoa; Cnidaria; Hydrozoa; Anthoathecata; Hydractiniidae. The record is from RefSeq and is a predicted model, not a curated record. The transcript is spliced from 21 exons. The coding region runs from base 641 to 6820 and encodes 2059 amino acids.
UUAAGGUUUUUGAAUUUAAAUGUAUUUCUCAAAUAGUAAUUUCUAUUAUAACAUUUGAAUGUAACAAAACUGAUAGUUUCCAAAUGAUUUUAUGUAGAUCUUCACGUCCUCAAUUAGACUUAGUACAUCCCCACUCAGAUUAACUAUAAAAAAACAUUCCCAAUUAUGUAACUAAAAUUAAGUUUUUCCAAAGAAAGUUGCAGUAAAAGUAAAAAAUUGGAACUAGAACAUUGUCAAAAUUGUUGGAAAUCAAAAGAACAUUGUGUAUUUGUAACUCUUUCCAGCAUACAGACAUGUCCUUAAGAGGAAAAAAAACAUUUUCUGUAACAGUGCUCAAGAAAAUAUGCCUCAAAGAUUGAGUUUAAAGAGAAAGUAUACAGGUAUUUUCCUAGUAUGAUUUAUACUGAAAAUAACAAAAUUAUUCUGCAAUUUUGUUUGCAUCUUUUGCCCAAUGUUUUUAUAUUAUUACCUCUUUUAUAUUAUAUUUAAUAUAUUUUUUAUAUUUACUGCUUUUAACUGAUGGAUGAUUGAUUUUUAACUGUGAUAAGUAGAAAUUGCUUAACUCUCUCAGUGGGAUAUUUACUACACCUUUCAAAAUACUCUCACAUUCUGUAUAAUUUCAUGUGAAACUGAUUUUUAUAUGUCCAAGGCAUCCUUGUCAAUUCUACAAUUGUUAGAAGAAAGAGAUGCCACGACGAUGGUACACCCAUUGUUUGUAAUAAUUUGCAUAUUAUCAUGGAAAAACAUUUAUGCAGGCGAUGAGAAAAUAGCAGCCCAAAAAGAUGUAGCGAUAUUAAAUUUAGAAUCAUUAAAAGAGGUAGCAAAUGCAUCUCCUGGCCAACGCAAGAUCUCACAUUGUUUAUUGCAACUUGAUAAAACUAACUGUGUCUAUAAUUUGACAGCUUUGACUCUACCAUGUCCAAUUUUAAAAGUGGCUGAGCAUUUAUUUCCAACAUUUGAUUUAACAAGACUUUCGGGUGGAUUUAUCAAUGUGGAACAAUCAUUAAUAAGUAUCAAAUUCAGUUUUGAAAAGAGUGGAGGAGGGUGUGAUCCAGAGCAAGGAAGGGUGGAGGUUAACAUAAAUUCAACUGGUAAACAUAUUCGAGUUAUCGAUCAAACUUAUUUGCCUUUAAAGGUUGUUUUACUUAGAACAACAUGGGAGUUGCAUUUAAAAACAUUGAGGUCUGUGGACCUCGAAAUCAAUGGAAUUUUUAUUAGUGACAACUUAAAUGGUUUCUCCAAAAUUCCAACAUAUGAAGGGGUUAUUAUUGAGAUGAGAAAACCAAAGGGUUUAACCAUUUACGAGUUAAAAACUACUAAAUCCCAAACAAUACAACUAAAACAUUUAUUGGAAGAUUUUAAUUUAAAAACUGAUGAUUUGACCAGUACGCUAUCUUUGAAGACAAAAUCUGAAUUAACAUUAAAGAAAAUUGCUUUUACUGAUGCAAGUUUAGUUGGGUAUAUUGAGCCUAAUAUUAUGUUUGAGUUGGAACUAACAGGACGUCACUCUGGCUCGCUUGCGUUUGGCAAUGCACAUGAAGUGUUUGUUGUAGUGCAGAAGUACCAAAUGCAAUUGCAGCCAAGCGUGGCAAUUUUUGGUAAAUUUAACAUCCCUGGGAAAUUAGAUAUUGAAAUUUUAAAGUUAGCAAGUGUAUCUGAAGUGCCUUCGUUUACGUUUAUGAGAUAUAUAAAGGAGUAUGCUUUAGCAGUAGCUUCAGACAGAUUUUCUGUCAUAAACAUAAAAAGAGCUAGAGAAACAAGUGAUGCUUUUUCUUGUGCUGAAUGCAAAGCACGCUUUUUAACAGGUUUGAAUAUUAUUUUUAAUGUACCAGAUGUGUUAGGCUUUUUAAAAAAAUUAAACGCUACAAGAGCAAGCAAGAAAACAACAGUUGUAAGACCUUUACAAUCACCAAAUAUUACAAAGGUUGAUACUACUUAUCACAGAAAUAACGUAAUAUCCAGCAAAGAGAAAUAUCAUUAUUGGAAACCACUGCAUGUCAAGUCAGAGUUGCAUACUGUAGUCGCUAAACCAAAAGUAGUUUCUUCAUUCGCAAAAUCCAAAACAAAUAGUGCUAGAAAAAGUAAACUUGUGUAUUAUAUGCAAAACUUGAAACGCAGUGGUAUAACUCGGAGGAAAUUGCAUAAGCAUAAACAUAAAAGGCGACACAGACGGGAUGAAUUGAAAGACAUUUUAAAUAGCAUUAGUGCGGGAAACUCCACUGAUAAUGAAACAAUAACAAUACCAGAUUUUGAUGAUUCAUUUAUGUUAGAUACACUAAGCCCUACUCCACUGAAUACAUCAUCACAUCUGAUGCCAGCUUCUGACACAAAUAAAGAAUCACAUAAUAUAACAACAACAUCAACAUUGAAAAACGUUACGUCUGUUUUGCCCAACAAGACUUUAACAGCACAGUACAAUACCUUCACCACACCGUUAUUAUCUCAAAACAAGGCAGCUACAAAUGCAUCCAGUUCAUUGUCCAGCGUGUUAUCAACUAAUGGCACGGCAACACUUUCUAAGAAUAAUACACUGCUUUUAAAUGUUACAAAUUCAACCACUACUAAUGCACCAUCUUUGAAUUCACUGACAUCUCUAACAGCAAACAAGACUUUCUUUGACACAUUGGAUGGCAGUAAUAGUUUUUCUUUACAUGAUAUUAGCAGUCUAACUACUGAGUAUCCUGAAACACAAUCAAAAGUUGCUAUACCUUCAUCAACGGUUAAGUUUAAGUCGAACAUUGGAAAAAUUGUUGUGUUCUCAAGCAUACAAGAAAAGAGUGUAAAAUUCAUACUACCCCAAUACACAGAGGCAGAGUUGGAUGAUAUAAAAAGAUUUAUAUUGACGUCACUAGAGGGGAAAGGAAAGUGUAAUCCAUUUAACGGUUCGUCGACAAAGUUCAGCAUUGAUAGUAUCAAAGUGACUGAUGCGGGAAUGCAAAUCAACCUGAACACAAGUAAAGCAAAAACAUUGGUUCCAAAUCUUCUGGUACUUAAUAAAUACAUGGGCGUUACAAUCGCUGUAGAUAAAGACACAGAUGGAAAAUUUGACUAUGAUAAUUUAGUUUUCUCAGGUGAAGGACGACAGAGAGUUUUUGAAGAGGAGAUGCCAGUAAAGCUUGUUCAAGUUUCUUCUGAAUGUUCUAUAGUUGGACAACUUCAUCUUUCGACAUUACAAAAUAUAUCCAAAAAAUUCAAUACUGAAUUGUUGUCUCCAGAGUUGAUGAAAGCAUUUCCAUCUAUUGGCAAAGUUUCGCUUAUGUCAUUGUCGAUUAGUACUCGACUUGGUGGUGAAAAAGCAAUCAGAUUAAAUGGUCGCGUGUAUAGUACAACCAAAUCCAUUGUUGAAGUUGAUGGUAUAAUAUCAAGUGGAGAUAAUGGAAACACAAAAAAGAUGACGCUAGCAAUGAAAUCGAAAAAUUUUGCAUUAGAGAAUCUGCUGCAGUAUGUUUAUGGCAAGAAUUUGCUUGUACACCCCUGGUUGAUAUUGGAUGAAGCAGUGAUAGUACUAAGUUCAACUAACAGAACGUUAUCAAUGUUUGACAAUGAAUUAAUCAAAGAAGCUGCCAAACAAACAGGGAUUUCUUUUGCUGGCAAACUGUCCCGUCCCACUUUAUGCGAAACACACUUUUCUACAGACAAGUUUUGUCAAUAUUUUCACUCCAAACUGGCAGCAACUAGUGGAAUGAUUUUGAAGGGUGUUAUUACUAAAGACAAUUUUACAUUUGUUGGCAGUGCCUCUGCUUCCGUGAGUAUUUCACAAGAAAUCAAAAUGAUAAACCCUGUUGUGACCAUUCAAUAUGAGGAUGGAAAAAUUGAUUUGUUUGUUACUGGCGGGGUUUUGAUAAGUGUAAGAGGAACAGACAUUAAAGUGAAAGGCCGCAUAUCGAGACAUGGAUCAGGAUUUGUUAUGCUACAAAUUGCAAGCUCAUCUGGUGAAAAAUUAUUGCAGAACUCUUUAAUCCAAUUCAAGCCAUUGCUUGGAAUCGCUCAGUUGUCAAAACGAGAAGAUUUUGCUGGUGUGAUAGAGCUUCAUCCUUCGAGGAUUGGAAUUGGUAGUCAAAGAAAUGACAAAGUUAUUCAUAUCAUCAAUCCGUCAGGGCGCGUCAUGCCGUCUGACCUAAGCAAAAAUUUUAUUCACGGCGUCAUUAAAGAUCUGUCGCUUCAAGGUAUUUUUGACGCUUUUGAGCUGGAAUCAAAACUUCGCUUGUUGCCAUUUCUGCAAGACGCUAAAUUUGUCGGGAUUUCAAAAGUGGUUUACUCCGAGGCUGAGAGAGAACAAAAUUUUGAUUUCAUUAAAAUACCAGUGCCACCGGGAUUAACUAUUUAUGGCAAGUUAAAAAUUGGUGCUGACACGGUGAGAACAACUGUCAAACUGAAUGACCACGAGGGGAUAUCAUGGACAAUGGAAUGGCCAGCUCUUGACAUGUCCAAGGGUUUAGUAAGAAUAAGAAAGAACAAAGAGGAGACGUCUUCUGGGCCAACACUGACUCUUUCAUCAUCAUUGAAUGUUAACAAAAGUUUAAGCAUAAUAGUAAAAGCUUACGUUUCUGCAAUUGGGAUGGAGAAGGAAGGGGUUCAGAUUAACGUUGAGCGAAAAAAUGAUAACAUUCUUUACAUGUUCACAAUGAAGGGGCGCAUGUUUAAUGAACUUAACAUGGUCGUGUUGUAUCGUGGAUCUGAACAAAGUGAUAAUGGUUUCUUGAUGAAAGGCCACUGUCCAAGCAUAGGCAACCUGAGAACUCCUAUCAAAAGAAAUCUGAGAAAGGUAUUCAACGAUUUCUUAAUUUUGUACAGCAAAGAAAGAAAAGAGAACGAAAAGGCGACUAAGGAUGUCGACUCGCUUAUUCAAGAGUUAGGAAACACAAUAGAAAUGAACGUCAAGGGAAAACUAAAAGACUUGAUUAUCCAGUUGGAAGAUGUGGAGGAGAGCAUUAAAGAAUACAUCACUGGAAUUGACGAUAUAUGUGUGGAGGAGUGCUCCAGGAAACCAGUUGAAAUACAAACGUUGCAAGAACUUGACAUAAACGACGUACAACUGAAGAAUCUUCGCAUGCAACGUAUCGCGCCGAAGUGGGCGAUGAAUGUCUCUUGUAUUGCCGUGUGCGAAGUGGAGAAGGGAAUCUCUUACAAAAAAGCAGCGGAGAAGUUAAGCGUAGCACGGAACUUAUAUCCAUUGUAUCAAAAGCAAAGGAGACAUUCGCAAAAAUUAGACGGAUUUUUGAAAGUUGCUCAGAAAAUAAAAGACACAGCAACGAAAGCACAAGCGUUUUUUCUGAAACACAGUGAGAAAGCUAAGAAAGUGGUUCAAAGAUUCAUGCGAGAUAGUAUACAAGCCAACUGGUUUGAAUUGCAAGAUUUAUCUAUACCUGAGAUCAAUGUUAAUAGCCUGAAAGGAAAGUUACCGUGUUUGCCAAUAAAGCUGAAAUUUUCGCUAUUUGGAAAUGUGAAGGAAAUUACUAAAGAAACUUGUAUAAACGGUGAAGUUUUGGAAAACAUCGGCAAAAACAUAUUUUACACCGUGUUUCCGAAGUCGGAGCUAAUUUCGCUGACUCAGCAUUUCGACAAAGUCAAAUCUUUUUACGCACGUAUACGUCAACGACGUGAAGAACUGGUCAAUGUCAUCCGUCACGACGAACAAGACGAUGACAUGGAGGCGUCUAAACUCGAAGAGAUGUCUAAGCGUGACGAAAUUUUUAAUCCUCUGGUGAAGCAAGUCUCGAAAGAAGAAGAUCCAUACGAUAAGAGGUUCAAAAAGUUAGUGAUGCAACACGUUCCACAAUAUACCGUGCACAGUUAUAAAACGUCAGUGGUAAUGAACCAGAAGUCACCGUGGGCUGUGUUGAAACGCAAACAGAGCAAACGCACCUCGCUUGCGAGAAAACAAAGAAGUGUGUUGAAUACGACAACAACCACUGAAGGAGACGAAUGCGGUGCUUUAAAUGGCGUGGCUGCCAAAUACUCUCACAUCACUAACGCGUUGGCAGAUCUUGUGGAAGCUUACAACAACGGGAAAGCUGCUUUCGCUGAAACUCGAGACGAUCUUGUCGAUUCGCUUCAUGCGCUUGAUUCAAAAAUAACUAACGAAGCAAACAGAACUUACUAUACAAAAGGCGAACUAAAAGACAUGAUUUACUGGAGCGUUCGAGUGUGGAAGGGUGUGGAGGACUGGGUUCAAGAAUCCACCCGACAAUUUGAGGAUCACAAUCGGAACGCACUUUCUCAAUUCACCGAACAACUAAAUUCAGCUCUUACGUCUCAGCACACAACAACGGCAGCCGAUUACGUUCAACGGUUGUCACAUAUUGGUUCUUCCGCGAUGAAGAAAAUGGCUAUUUCGCCGUCGGCGCGCAUCGUAAAGAAAACAUUCCCCUUUCAAUCGGAAGAUUAUGUUCAAAAUGUGGCACUGGCUUUGUCAGGAUUUCUAACAAACAAAGAUAUGACUCUAGACGAUGCAACAAGCCGAAUACCCAGCCUUCGAUCUGCCGUUCACAUCCUGGAGUCGAAGCUUCCACCCUGUGAAGCUCAGGCUAUAGAUUUGUCAUCGUCAGCUACCGACAUGACUCGUCAAACAACGGUCCCAGUCACGGAUACAGUGCAACCUGUAACUAUGACUGCGAUGAGUGAUGCAACGCAACCUGCGAUGAGUGAUGCAACGCAACCUGCGACAGUAAUUGAUACGAGUCAGCCGGCGUCUGUUGAUGCGACGCAGGGACUGUCAGUCGAAACGUCGCAAGUAGGAACCGUCACCACUGAUACCCAACCUACCAUUGUUGAAACGGUACCAUCAGGUCUGAAUGCAGACGCCCAGUCAGUCACGUGACAAGCGAGAAUCUCUCAUGAUUAACAUCUCAGCGUAACUAACUUUUCUAAAUAUAAAGUAUUCCAAACCGGUAAUCAUGUUAUCUGGUGCAUUGAGUUUGAAUAGAUAAACAAUGGCUGGUGUCAAACGACCUUCGAAAACUGCUUGAAUUCUACGUAUAAGAACUAAUGUGUGCAUGUGACCAUACUGCGAUAUUUUGUAAUAUGCUUUUGUAUACUGUUUAGUUGUAAAAAAUAUAUAUAUUUCGUACUCCGUAUAA